Molecule: messenger RNA, 960 nt
Organism: Momordica charantia (bitter melon)
Lineage: Eukaryota; Viridiplantae; Streptophyta; Magnoliopsida; Cucurbitales; Cucurbitaceae
Source: RefSeq, a predicted model, not a curated record
GUGUGGACAAUGUGAGAGUCAUGGUAGACAUUGUCAUUGGUGAAAAUGCUACACUACCAAUUCCUGUUAAGGGGGAGAUAGAGACAUUAAAUCAAACCAUUGGUAGCUUCAUGGCAUGGCUUCGUAGACUAGUAAUUUUAGAUGAGGAGAAAAAGGUAUGUCUUGUUCUAACUUGAGUGAGGUUUUAAUUUUUCAUUUGUUAAAUAUUUGUCAUUUUGUUUGUCAAAGGUUCCUUCUCCUUGAACGUUGAAGCCAAUAACACAAUCAUCUAAACAUAUUGAUGUCCAUAUGACUAUUAAACUCCUAAAUCAAUAUGCCAUGCAUACGAUGAACCACAAGGAUGUCAUUGGAUUCAAUAUUGCUGAUUACAUAUUUGGAAGAGAGAAGAUCAUUAGUUCAACACGUGAGGACAUCAUGCAAUACUGCGAGAUGAUUGAAAUAGGCUAGAUGUGUGUGCUCACAUACAUUUCGUAUCUUUUGAAUAAAUGUAAGAAGAAGACAUGUAAGAAGUUCUUGGUGGUUGACCCAGACAACAUUGUACCACAAAUAAUGUCUCAAGAAACUUGUUCCAGACAUCUAGCCAACAGAUUAUUGAAAAUGUGGCAAGCCAAACAUUCUACUCAACAAUCUCGCAGUACUACAAUUUGGAAACCUGUGAAGUGUCCUCGACAACUAGGUUCUAUCGAGUGUGGGUACUAUUUGCAAAUGUAUAUACGAGAAAUAGUGCGGAACCCUCAUGCUCCUAUAACUGAACUUUUUAAUACAAAAAGUGCCUAUCAACAAGAAGAAAUUGACGAAGUUCGAAUAGAAUGGACAUCUUUUGUUGGACGAUUUGUGUAGUACCUAUGAAUUCAUUAGUUGUGUUUAUUUGAUGUAAGUGUUUGGUUCAGACUACUUUCUGUUUAGUACUUGGUAGAUUAGAAAUACAUUGUCUUGUUUAUAAUAUGUGGAAGUUUGAAU